Alternaria atra is the source of this 324-nucleotide messenger RNA. RefSeq lists its product as uncharacterized. Bases 1 to 324 code for a protein of 107 amino acids. NCBI's taxonomy places the organism in Eukaryota, Fungi, Ascomycota, Dothideomycetes, Pleosporales, Pleosporaceae. The transcript has a single exon. The record is from RefSeq and is a predicted model, not a curated record.
AUGUACGUCAAUACCAGCAUACACCAUCCACAACAAGUCCAAGCACGACCAAGAGAUCCGCAACAAGUUAGUCCUGGCGGAGACCAGAUGUUGGCAUUCGAAAGAUUGAACGAUACAGGCGAGCGGGACGAGUAUGAGCUGCGAAGGAAGGUCUUUGACCUCAACAUCCGGUUGAUGAUCGCAGAAGGCCUCGCUCGUGAUGCCGAAACAGCAGCGCGGACAGCUCAAGAAGAGGCACAAAUCUGGAUGAAACGGUUUGAAGAAGCUGAGUCUUACAAGACCAGAUAUGAGGAGGUUAGAGAUAGCUCUGGACUGCAGGAUUAA